Thermothielavioides terrestris NRRL 8126 is the source of this 1499-nucleotide messenger RNA. RefSeq lists its product as uncharacterized. Bases 209 to 1456 code for a protein of 415 amino acids. The transcript has a single exon. Lineage: Eukaryota; Fungi; Ascomycota; Sordariomycetes; Sordariales; Chaetomiaceae. The record is from RefSeq and is a predicted model, not a curated record.
ACGGGGGUAAUCGGGAAGGUGCUGGAGACGUCUGUCUUUGACGACCUGCUUUUUGGGGCAGACAAGACGCAGAAGGACAUGCUGGAAGCUCAAGACAAGUGCACCCUCGAACUGGAAGGUACGUGGUUCCCCUGGUGGAUUAUGGACGCUGAACUCACUCGAUGCAGGUUAUCAACGCACCCAACUGCGGUCUCAUUGCGUUCGCACCAUGCUCAGGGAUGACGCCUUGACACCCGAGUUCUGGCCUUGCGUCGACCAGCUCGCAAUGCAGUUGAUGGUGCUGCUCCUGCCCCUUAUUCGCCUGAUGGACAAGUACUUCCCAGCCAGCCAGGCAAAACCAAUGCGGGACAUCUAUCAAGCCCUACACGCGAUUGUUGCCGAAGCGGCCUACUUGUCCAUCGGCAUCCGCUGGUCACGCAACAUCUUCCGCUUCUCCUUGCCAUACCCUGGAGAGCCGUGGGAUAUGGACCAAGAACAAGUCGACAAUGCCGUCUACAACGCCUCCGAGGCCGCCAGGGACAAGGCCGAUAAGAUCGACGAGGAGCUAUGGAAAGCAAAGCGAGAACCUCCACGGCAGCCGGGAGCAGUGGCGGGCUCCAAUAUUCCCAUAAUCGGGGGCCGAGCGGGGAUGAUGAUCGCCGCCGUGAGGAACCGUCUCGAAGCGGUCAUGAGGCGCGUCAUAGGCCAGGGCCACGAAGAGGGCGUCAACGAUGAAGAAGACGCCGCACACUUCCGGCCGUCGUCCCGCCUGGCCAAGGUGCAAAUCAUCCUGUGGCCAAUGCUCCAGCGCUUCGCGGCAGUCGGUGAGAUCGACCCAAAAACCGGCGCUGCCAACGGGGAGAACGUCACUACGAUCUUCAAAUCCCAGGUAGUAUACUACUGCGGUUGGGCGGACGAGAGCGGCGGGAGCCAGAGUGAGCACUACCCGACUCUGGCCGACUGGGUGCACGAGAGCAAGCGAGAACGCAUGUGGAAAUCCCUGAUGCGGUUGCGUUGGAUAGCGUAUGCCGCUGCGGUUUGGCUGCUCCUCGGCUUCCUAUCACGGUACAUCUCCGUUGUGGAUGACAUCUUGCAGAUCGUCAGGCACGGGCUGGUAGGGCUGGCCAAGUACGUCGCGCGGGAAGCACUCCUGUUCGUCAUGGAGGUGUUGAUCACCGUCAUCGCGAUUGCCAUUGGCAUCGCCAAGAUCGUCAUGUUUUUGGCCUAUGCCGUGAGGAACACACUUGGUCAUCUGCUUGCACUGGCGGCUCGGUUGCUUUGGGGCGCUGUCGGCAGUAUCGGAGGGGCGGCUGAGACGGCUGGCGUCGACCGAGCCGCUGGCUGGUAUGAUCCGGCAUUCUCGUUGCCUGAACUCAGCUGGCAGUCGAUGAGAGGCAUGGCCAAGGCAGUUGCUGGAGAGGUGGUGUGGAAGACAGUAACCGUCCAGGUUCCGGCGGGGUAUACCAGGACAGGGUAGUUGAACUCAGGUAGGAAGCGAUUGCGAGUUUCAUGACUUUCAU